Knipowitschia caucasica is the source of this 906-nucleotide messenger RNA. NCBI's taxonomy places the organism in Eukaryota, Metazoa, Chordata, Actinopteri, Gobiiformes, Gobiidae. The record is from the annotation of a GenBank genome assembly.
AUGGUGAGGUACGGGAUCAGGAAGGCCCCUGAGGAGGAGAGAGACCAUCAGAGAGAGGGAGGAGUGAGGUACGGGAUCAGGAAGGCCCCUGAGGAGGAGAGAGACCAUCAGAGAGAGGGAGGAGUGAGGUACGGGAUCAGGAAGGCCCCUGAGGAGGAGAGAGACCAUCAGAGUGAGGGUGGGGUGAGGUACGGGAUCAGGAAGGCCCCUGAGGAGGAGAGAGACCAUCAGAGUGAGGGAGGGGUGAGGUACGGGAUCAGGAAGGCCCCUGAGGAGGAGAGAGACCAUCAGAGUGAGGGAGGGGUGAGGUACUGGAUCAGGAAGGCCCCUGAGGAGGAGAGAGACCAUCAGAGUGAGGGAGGGGUGAGGUACUGGAUCAGGAAGGCCCCUGAGGAGGAGAGAGACCAUCAGAGUGAGGGUGGGGUGAGGUACUGGAUCAGGAAGGCCCCUGAGGAGGAGAGAGACCAUCAGAGUGAGGGAGGGGUGAGGUACUGGAUCAGGAAGGCCCCUGAGGAGGAGAGAGACCAUCAGAGUGAGGGAGGGGUGAGGUACUGGAUCAGGAAGGCCCCUGAGGAGGAGAGAGACCAUCAGAGUGAGGGAGGGGUGAGGUACUGGAUCAGGAAGGCCCCUGAGGAGGAGAGAGACCAUCAGAGUGAGGGAGGGGUGAGGUACUGGAUCAGGAAGGCCCCUGAGGAGGAGAGAGACCAUCAGAGUGAGGGAGGGGUGAGGUACUGGAUCAGGAAGGCCCCUGAGGAGGAGAGAGACCAUCAGAGUGAGGGAGGGGUGAGGUACUGGAUCAGGAAGGCCCCUGAGGAGGAGAGAGACCAUCAGAGUGAGGGAGGGGUGAGGUACGGGAUAGUGGCCAAACCGGCUGCAGCUCUGGCUGUGCGUUUAACAGCCCCGUGA